UAUGAAGAAACAGAGGCAAACGCCACCAUCAAUACCAGACACAUCUAACUGGUAUGGGAUUACUCCUCCAAUCAGUGAAGCUCUGCCUGAAGAGGCUGACUUGGUCCGGACCAAAAAAUUGGUUGAUGUGCUUAAAUCAUGUGGUAUAUUUGAGGAUGACUUGGAGCUUCAGCACAGAGAGAAAGUUGUCAAAAAACUGGAGUCCCUCUUUAAGGACUGGCUCAAAGAAAUGUGUGAAAGCAUGAACUUACCGGAAGUGGUAACAGCAAAGGUUGGAGGCAAGAUCUUCCCCUUUGGCUCCUAUCAUUUGGGAGCUCAUACAAAAGGCGCUGAUAUUGACGCCCUCUGUGUGGGUCCUGGAUUUCUGGAGAGGAAGCAAUUCUUCACCUCUUUCUAUGAGAAGCUGAAAGCUCAGAAGGAGGCCAAAGACCUACGGGCUGUUGAAGAGGCAUUUGUCCCAGUCAUCAAACUUUCCUAUGAGGGGAUUGAGAUUGACUUAGUCUACGCCCGGGUGGCACAGAGGAGCGUUCCUCAAAAUAUAGACAUCCUCGAUGACAAUUUUGUGAAGGGCAUCGAUACACAUUGUGUCAGGAGUCUCAAUGGCUACAGAGUUACAGAGGAGAUCCUUAGGAACGUGCCAAACGUUUUUACUUUCCGGCUGGCUUUGAGAGCCAUAAAGCUGUGGGCCAAACGGCGUAACAUUUACUCUAACAUGCUUGGCUUCCUGGGAGGCGUCUCAUGGGCCAUACUAGUGGCUAGAAUUAGCCAGGCCUAUCCAAAUGCUUCAGCAUCCACCCUGGUGACCAAAUUUUUCAAGGUCUACAAUAUGUGGGAGUGGCCAAUCCCGAUUAUGCUGAAGAGAAUAGUGGAUCAGGGCUUUCAGCUCCCUGUGUGGAAUCCAAGGGUGAAUCGAGCUGACCGCGCCCACCUGAUGCCCGUCAUCACCCCAUCAUAUCCACAGCAGAACUCCACCUGCAAUGUGACUCGCUCCACCUUAGCUAUCAUACAGGAGGAGAUAAAGAGAGGACACACGAUCACUGAAGAGAUCCUGCAAAACAAAGAAAACUGGUCUAAACUGUUUGAAACUUCAGACUUUUUGGAGCAGUACAAGCAUUACGUUAUGCUGGAACUAACUUCAGCUACAAAGGAGCAGCAGCUAGAAUGGGUCGGCCUGUUGGAGUCUAAAAUCAGACACCUGGUGGGAAACCUGGAGAGGAAUGAGCUUGUUUCUCUGGCCCACGUUAAUCUGCAGUCAUUCCCUGGACCCCGAAAUAGUGAUGGACAGUAAGGACACGUGAUUUUAUGAAUAUAUUUUAAUUUUUUGCCAGAGGCUUCUUUGAGAAGCCAAAAGUGGCAAUAUCUUUAAUGUUGGUCUUUGCCUAUUUUUAUUCACAUGCUGCACAUUAAUUGUCAGGCUGC
This is a messenger RNA of Labrus mixtus (cuckoo wrasse), 1419 nucleotides long. Its product is annotated as poly(A) polymerase beta-like. The coding region runs from base 2 to 1288 and encodes 428 amino acids. The transcript has 13 exons. Lineage: Eukaryota; Metazoa; Chordata; Actinopteri; Labriformes; Labridae. Gene Ontology annotation, molecular function: poly(A) RNA polymerase activity; RNA binding. Gene Ontology annotation, cellular component: nucleus. The record is from RefSeq and is a predicted model, not a curated record.